AGCACUCUCGGAUGUCCCGGGUCCCCGCUGACACGGUCACCCUCACGGACCCGAUCUCCGCCACCCGCGUGCUGUGCGGCGCCCUCAUCAUGCCCACCAUCGCCACCAUCGUGGGCAAGCUCAUGUUCGGCCUGGUGCAGUCCAACUUCCAGAGGACUCUGCUGGGCGGCAUCGCGUUCAUUGCCAUCAAGGGUGUGCUGAAGAUCUACUACAAGCAGCAGCAGUAUUUACGGCAGGCCAACCGGGUGAUCAAAGACUACGAGGAGGUAGGGGAGUCCUCGGCCACCGCCACGCCCACCAGCGAGGACGGAGCCGCCACCAACGAGGGGUAAAAAUAAAACCAUCGCGUCAUCACCAACGCUGUCUGUAUGUGUGUCAUUGCUUGGGUUGCCAGACGAGGACUCAGCAGCCGUGUUCAGGUCUUUGGGAUUUUUAGUGAGCAGCACAGGGGAAAUCGUUCAAGUCAUUUUGUUGUAACCAGUAUGAAACAGAGGCAAGCCAUUUUCAGCUGUCUGGGAUGUUGUGCAAAAAUCUAGGGGGGGCCUUUUACAGAUUACCAAUGUCUUUUUCAUCAAUGCUGUUUGAACUUAAGCUUGUCUUAUCAUAAUUCUUAUCUGUAAACUGCUGAAAAAUGCCAAAAGAUGGGCUUCUUUGAUUGGCAAUGAAGAAGUUUGAGUCAGUUUUUCUUUCUUUCUCUAUACCGUGACUUAGAUUUUCUCCAAACUGUGCCUGUCUGACUUCCUAACUUCAUUCACCUACAAUUUCAAAUCGGAAUGGUUGAACAUAUAUUUUACCUAGUUGUUAGACUUGAAAAGAUCUUUCAUUUGCUACUCUUUUUCCUCUAGAGUAGAAAUGGGACAAUUGACUCUUUUUGUCAUAUUGCCAAAUAAAUAACCUUUUGACCCAUUUUGAUGGGGUUUCUCCUUCCACCAAAAGCCUCUGACUGCAAAGGCCUUGACAGGCAAAUGUCAGUUUCUGCUAACAGCACAGUAAAAGUUAUUGCUGAAGACACAGUUUAGAAAUAAUGGACUUAGCUGCUUGGUAAGAUCAUGAUUUUUGGGGGAAAUUUUGGUUAUCGAUUCUUUUUGUCUUUUAUUGAUUUGGAGUGACAUAAACAGCACCAACUUUCAGAUUAUUCAGUGGGGGCUUUAUAUUAUGAAACUUGUACUGAGGAUAUUAAGAGAGAGAGAGAGAGAGAGAAAGAGAUAGAGAGAUUAUCUGUUUUGAGAAAAAGAGGCAUUAGGAGAUGUUUGUUUUUGUUUUUGUUUGGGAUUGGUGUAUUCAAAGCAAGGGGGAGAUAUGGCAUAUGAUCAGUUCUGAUAACGUCAAAAAGUUUUGGGGUCUUUUACUCAUUUACUUUUCUUACGGCAAAAAGAAGCAGUACUUUAGGGAACUUGCUGCUUAUAACAGCAGAUAUCAUAAAGAUAUGGAAACAGUUUGUCACCCCAUAUGCUAGAGAUAUCUUAGAAGUUGUCACCUGAUUGUAGAUAGUUAACUGUGAUUUGGUGGGUUUUUUAAAAUUAGAAGUGUUUUCUUAGUGCUGGAGAAAUUGUUCAUGCGUCACUAGGAGCUGGACUAGGAAGAUAAAGGUGAUGGAUUGUUGAGUGUGUUGUGACGAAAGGGGUUUUGGUUUUUUUACAUUUCUUUGGUCAAAAAGUAGUUUGAUUUGACACUUCAGUUUCAAAAGAUUAUUUUGUCACCAUUUUGUUGUCGUGUUUUUUGUUUUGUUUUUUUUAUCUUCAUCUUUUCCAAAGCCAAAACAGUAAGUUCUUUGCCUGAGAGGAAAUGUGUUUCUUUACUGGCAAAGUAUCUGUAUGUGUUGCUUUAUAUCUACAUUAUUUAACCUAACUUACCUUGCCAUUACAUUAUUUACAAUGCAACUAGGUUAAUGCUAUGGAUGAUGGAGCAAACUUAGUUGUAUUGGUAGCCCAUAUUUUUUCUCUGUUCUUUCUCUAAAGGUCAGUUUUGCUUUAUUUUCUUGUUCAUUUUUUAAAUGACAGUUGAUUUCACUCAGAAGUAAGAAUGUACGCUUUCGAAAAGGAGGAGAGGAGAAGUGAUUUUUUUCUUUUCAUGAGCUCCUUCCACAAACUUUAUUUUGUAUUACGUCACAAAGUCAACUUGUCAAAAUUGCCUUGCUUUAGAGUCAAUGUAGUUUGUAUAAUUACUUUUUACAAUUCUUCUUCUGUAGCGUUUCACUUACCCCAGAUUGGCCUUGGCAGGCAGAGAGAAGCAACAGUCCUUUUUUAUCUGAACUAUGACAAUGGAGAUGUUAAAGUUUUCUUUACUACUUUCUGUUGCUUGUUGAAAGUGGUAAUGUUUUUUUCUACAGCCAAAAAUUCCUUUCCCUACUGUUUCACUUUGAGGAAGAGAAAACCACAAUCUCUCUUGUUGUCUUCUUUGUAAAUCCAUCCACUCGUGUUUUCUUGCACUUUUUGUUUCAGCUUUAUUUGUGAUACACGUAUCAACUACAAGUAACAUUUUAAAGUGGAGUUACUCUCCUGUGUCACUACUGGAGGGGAAGAUUGUAGGCAGGGCUCAGCAAAAGAUGUGUACACAUGAGCUGAGAUCCUUUUCUCUUGUUCGUAUUCAGCUUUAAGACUCUUUAGUUGUAUUCUCCCACCGGUUGUUUUUAUUUUGAAAGAAGACUAAAAAUAUUUGCUGCUUACAAAACGGUAAACAAAAUUUGUUUGUGUGUGUUUGAUUCCAGAGAAUUGAGUUGUGAACAUUGCAAGGAUAAUUUAUUGUCCUCAAAUGUAAAGAAAAGUGGCUAAAAUAGUUCUUAGAUCGUAUUGUGGAUUUUACCACUUUGUGAGGGACAUUAUCAUUUUCUAUUUGUCCUUUGGAUGACUGGAGGGGCAUCCCUGGUAGAACCUAUUGGUUUAUUACUGUCUGUUUCACUUUUUCCCUUCUCACUGUAAUUCUUUGUUAUAUCAUUGUGUUUCUCUUUUUAACUCUCUACCAAAUGAAGCUUUCUGCUUCCUCAAAGAUUGCAGCUUGUGACCAAAGCGACUGGCUGUGAAUGUCUUUCAGUUUUCAGUCUUCUAAUAGCUCACAUCUGUUGCUUCAUUUUCUUUCAGUUUUCAGUGUUCAUGAUUUUUCUAUUGUUUCUGAGGUCUCUGUAUGAUACGUUUUCCUUGGUUCAUUUUAAGAAUCAAAAGUUUUAUGCUUUAAUCAAUCCUCUGGGACCUGCAUAGUCCUCAUACAGCUCUUAGUUCUGUCUUGGGUAGAUAUUGUUAACUUUCACCCCUAGAUAGAAUGCACUGGGUCAAGGUGUGCGGAUGGGAGUGGUGAGUACCUCUGUGGGCUUUUCUUCUGUUUCCUUUGGUUAUUUGGAACUACAUGUGGUGAGGGUAGUAUGCACUCAUUUUUUUAUGGGUGCUAAUUUCUUUGUUUUUCUAUAUUCAAUACUUUUGUUAAAUAUGCACCUUGUUAUAAGGCUGAUUUCAGGUCUUCAUUCAUUCAAUGGAGAACUAUUUGUGUAAAGAUACCGGAAUUACAAAUUAUUUUCGGAGGUUAACACUUUAGAUUUCUUUUUGGGAUCAAGAUGCACUAAAGCGUACAUGUACAUUUGUAUGUGCCUUUAACCAGUGAGAAAAGGAUCAGUUCCAAGACAUAUUUUGUUACUAUCAUUAUGGUUUAUUUUCUGACACACUCUGAAUGUAUCAAAUUCUCAGAGAUUCAACAUCACAUGUGUUUGCUGUCGGAGAGAUUGUAAAGUUUAUGUAAGAUAAUACUACUGCCAACAAACUGAAUUGGUACCUUCUUUGUGUGUGUUAACUUGGCGAACCUAUGCUACUUUUAAGCCCUGUUAAGUUAUUUUUAAAAAAUUCUGUUUUGGAGUUUUGUUAUGCUUAAUCAUGUCACUAAAUCACACCGAGGGUCAGAGAACUUGAUAAAUCAAAUUAUAUAUCACACUUAGCAGAGUUCAAGGCUUUGUGGAUUAUGAACUGUGGCUGUUUUGCGGAAGGAUUUUAAUUAAAUAAGAAAAAACACACGCAGGAUUUUCAGGCUGAGGUUAAGUGAUGUUUUUGGUUUAAAUUAUUGCAAGCCAUGCAUCUGUGUAAAUGUCUCAAGAAUAUCACGUGACCUGCUGCUGAGAAAAUGUGUUUUAGGCAACUUUAUAAAGUGCUUCGAAAGAAGAGCUUGGAUUGAUAGCUCCUUGUAGUCCAUAGAAUAUUAGGGGAUUUUUGGAAAUUUUUAACUGCUGUGUAAGACUGAAAACGGAUGAUCGUACAUAUAAAGAUCAUUUGUUCUCAUAUAGCUCAUAAAACAGGACGAAUUGUAAGACUGAUGAGAAUUUUGAUCAAAAGGUACGGGAUGGAGUUAAGGCAAAGAGUAACUGCUUUUUAUGUCUCUUUGAGAGCCUGUGUCAAGAUAUGCAGAAAAGAACUCUAUUCAGAUUAUGUACAUAGUGUAUUAUCUUGCCCUGUUAGCACCUUUUUGCACUUGAGUGAAACUGUCUUUGGCUUUAAAAUGCGAACCAAUUUUUUUGUUUGUUCUUGUUUCUGAAAGAAAUAAGCCUACUGGCUUUUGAUCAGGUACGGUUUUGGGAAAACGCACAUUUUUUUCUCUUUGUAUGUUAUGCUAUAAAUGGGAGUAUUUUUUAGAGUGUGUGUGUGUGUGUGUGUGUAUAUGUGUUUGUAUGGGAUAUGUGGGUGCGUGCGUUCAUAGUUUUUUAGUUUUUACAGUGGUGUGAAAGAAAAUACCUACUGUCGUGUGGGUCUGCGUUCUAUUUGUUCCUAUGGUAAACUCCAUUACUAAGACUUUUUUUUCAGAGGACAUCCUAAGACCAUCACAAUAAGCUGAAUGGGAUGGUUGUUGUUCAAGGAUUCCUGUAAAAGGAUAAUUUACAGAUAAAGCUGUGUUGAUAUUUAUGGUUUCUUUCACAAUACAGGAUUUUUGUUUCUUUGAUUUCUUUGAUAACUUUGGCUGAGGUCUUUAUAAGUGUAUGCAAAACUGUCCAUCUAAUUUCUAAAGUGGGUGAAAGCCAUGCCAUUUCUUGGGCCGCUCAUGUCAUGGAGAGCGUCUAUGACUGUGCUAUUCAUCGUUGGGGAAAAAUAAUGUUGUAUAUUUUUAUUUGUGCAGAUCUUGUACAUACCAGAAUGAAACAAUUAAACUUGUUGAUCUACUUGCAACAAAA
Molecule: messenger RNA, 5140 nt
Organism: Aplysia californica (California sea hare)
Lineage: Eukaryota; Metazoa; Mollusca; Gastropoda; Aplysiida; Aplysiidae
Product: E3 ubiquitin-protein ligase MARCHF5
Molecular function (GO): zinc ion binding
Source: RefSeq, a predicted model, not a curated record